Molecule: messenger RNA, 411 nt
Organism: Neurospora tetrasperma FGSC 2508
Lineage: Eukaryota; Fungi; Ascomycota; Sordariomycetes; Sordariales; Sordariaceae
Exons: 1
Coding region: 1-411 (136 amino acids)
Biological process (GO): 'de novo' NAD+ biosynthetic process from L-tryptophan
Cellular component (GO): cytoplasm
Molecular function (GO): metal ion binding; heme binding; indoleamine 2,3-dioxygenase activity
Source: RefSeq, a predicted model, not a curated record
AUGUCGCCCUUUGAACACCUCCCUACAUCUGCUACUGGUACUGCCUCCAAGCAGCAAGCCUCCUCCACCGAGUCCAACGAAUCUGACUCCUCUUUUCCCGAUCACAUCCAGUCACUGUUGACCAAGUACGACGUUACGACCAACGGGUUUCUCCCGGAGGGACCACCGCUUGAGGUACUGCCGGACGAGUACUAUGCCCCAUGGGAAGACCUCAUCAGACGGUUGCCAGAGACGCUGGAUGCUGGCACGUUUCGAGCGGAGGUUGAUCGCUUGCCGGUUUUGCAAACGGAACGACUGAUGAAAGAAGAAGAAUGGAGGAGGGCGUAUGUCGUGUUGUGUUUCUUUGCGCAUGGGUAUAUUUGGGGAGGUAGUAGACCGUCCGAGGUGAGUUCUUCGUUUAUGGCGGCCUAG